AUGGUCUGGGUCUCCAACCAAGCUAGCACAUGCCUCAAUGUCUCCAUCACCGCCCGCUCCGGCGGUGCAGCUGGUUUCUACCCAGUUGAACAUGCGCCAGAAGUCUGGGCCGUGAACCACUGGUCACGCGCAGCGAAUGCUUCUGAGACAGCUGUUAUUCGGUUGAGGAAUACCUCUGUCACGGUGAACAACGUGAAGGGGACUGAUCUCCUCCUGGUCUAUGACAAUGCGGUCAUCCAAGUCCCGGACACCAAUGUGAGCAUUCCCGAUGGAUGUGUCAGUGUGUCGGAAACUAACGCGACGUGGUCAUGA
Messenger RNA from Pleurotus ostreatus (oyster mushroom), 312 nucleotides. RefSeq lists its product as uncharacterized. The record is from RefSeq and is a predicted model, not a curated record. NCBI's taxonomy places the organism in Eukaryota, Fungi, Basidiomycota, Agaricomycetes, Agaricales, Pleurotaceae. The transcript has a single exon. The coding region runs from base 1 to 312 and encodes 103 amino acids.